Messenger RNA from Gekko japonicus, 1807 nucleotides. It is a transcript of the gene LTB4R, whose product is annotated as leukotriene B4 receptor. Gene Ontology annotation, biological process: phospholipase C-activating G protein-coupled receptor signaling pathway; complement receptor mediated signaling pathway; positive regulation of cytosolic calcium ion concentration. Gene Ontology annotation, cellular component: plasma membrane. Bases 1 to 1104 code for a protein of 367 amino acids. The record is from RefSeq and is a predicted model, not a curated record. The transcript has a single exon. Lineage: Eukaryota; Metazoa; Chordata; Lepidosauria; Squamata; Gekkonidae. Gene Ontology annotation, molecular function: leukotriene receptor activity; complement receptor activity.
AUGAUGGGAGACAAUUCAACUCUGAACAUCUCUUCUCAAGUGACAGGGCAGUCCUCGCUGCAGGGAGCAUCAAUCGGCAUUGCCGUGCUCUCGAUUGCCUUCAUUGUGGGUUUCCCUGGCAACGCCUUCGUCGUGUGGAGCGCGGGCUGGCGUGUCCGCAAGCGGACAGUCACCUGCCUCCUCAUCCUCCAGUUGGCCAUCGCUGAUUUGAUAGUGCUGCUCAUGGCGCCCAUCUUCCUGCGGGUGCUAAGCGUCCGAAAGUGGGAACUGAGUGAUGCUAUCUGCCGUGGAUGCCACUACAUCUGCGGGGUCAGCAUGUACGCCAGCGUCUUCCUGAUUGCCCUCAUGAGCUUGGACCGCUGCUUGGCCAUCUCCAAGCCUUUCCUCUCACACAAGAUCCGCAACAAAAAGACCAUAUGGCUUGUGGUUUUGGCCAUCUGGCUCUCUGGCGUUCUCUUGGCCAUCCCGGUCCUCCUCUACCGAAAGGUGUUACCAGGAAAGAAUGGGCAGCCUCAUUGUGCCUUUGACCACCCCACAACCAAAGAGCUGGUCUUCCACAACCUCUUUGAAACCAUCACUGGAUUCCUGCUCCCUUUCAUCACCAUCAUCUACAGCUACUGUACCAUCGGCCAACGACUGAGAGACACCCGCUUUCGCCAAAAACGCCGCACGGGCCGCCUCAUCUCUCUCAUCGUGGUGGCCUUUGCUGUUUUUUGGCUCCCUUACCACGUGGUCAACCUUCUGGAUGUCACCGGUAUCUGGAGCAACUCUGAAAAAGUAAAGGCAAUCGGAAAGAUGACUCGGCCCGUGUUGAUCGCCCUGGCCUUCUUCAGCAGUAGUGUUAACCCUAUCCUUUACGCCUUCAGUGGAGGCUCCCUCAUUCGAUCUGCUGGCUUGGGCUUCAUGGCCAAGCUCUUUGAAGGAACCGCCUCAGAGUUGUCCAGCGCCAAACACGGUACCAGCCGGGACCCUCAACGCCAUAUGGAAACCAAGAUGGACCGCGCAGGGAAUGGGAGUCCUGCACACUUGACCAUGUCUACCAACCCAACGGGUGAAACAUCUGAAGAACGUGCAGAAACUUUGAAGCCCCUUAAGUCACCCUGAGACGCUACCAUUGAUCUCCAUGUAUCUGGUGCUCCCAAGAUCUCAGUAUCAAGCAGUGUUUUUUAAAAUACAUGCAGUGGGCUUUGUCACUCCAUAUUCUCAACACUUCCUCCUCAUCUGGAAUAAGCCCACUCCCUUGGUCUGUAUUCUACAAUGACCAGAAGGCUUGCUUUGGAACAUGGGAGGGCCAUGUUCAAACCCCCCACUUGAGCCUCAGGUUUUCUACCUGGCUUGGAGCAAAUUGUUUUCAUUCAGACCAGCUUCCCGGAAGCGUGACGUGAACUCCUAAAUCAGAACUGCAAAUUGAAAACGUGUUAAAGAUAUAUAAAUAUGGUAAACGAGGGCCAAAAUUUCAGCGCCUCAGCUAGCGUCAGAUGUACUUUUAGUAUUGAUUCGGGCCAACUUCUUGGACACUGCCCGGGGGAAAGGCAGGGUCCAGACUCAAGUCUGCAUCAGAGGCGUCAUGGCCUGACUUCUACUCUCCACAGACAUCUCAAAGUAGGACAGGGCUUAGGGUCGCCAGCUGUGGUUGGGGAGAUCCCUGGAGAUUUGGGCGUGGAGCCUUGGGAGGGCAGGGUCUGGGGAAGAGAAGGAGGUUGGUGGGUGCAAUGCCACAUAAUCCACCUUCUAUAGCAGGCAUUUUCUUCAAGGGGGGGGCUGAUCUCUGUCACUGGAGAUCAGUUGUAAUUCUGGGAGAUCUCCA